Molecule: messenger RNA, 3237 nt
Organism: Ochlerotatus camptorhynchus
Lineage: Eukaryota; Metazoa; Arthropoda; Insecta; Diptera; Culicidae
Gene: Wdr37
Product: WD repeat domain 37
Exons: 3
Coding region: 315-1856 (513 amino acids)
Molecular function (GO): protein binding
Source: RefSeq, a predicted model, not a curated record
GAUCUUUGCAAUCUGCAAGAGUGUCGACAUUCCAAAACAGAGUUUUUAUUUUCGUUUUGUAGAUCCCUGGGUCAGCAGAAUUUGUUGAGCUCAUUCAAGAGUCGGUUUCGUGCUGCUGGGUGUUCGAAUUAGUGUCCGUCUGUGGAUGUCCGGAAAUGCUUGCUGGUUGUAUUGAGUGAUUUUUUUGUUUCACUCCUCUGGGUUCUGUGGUGUGGUGGAAGGGAUUUUUAGCUUCAGAAGCUGCCGAACAACAUUAGGUGGCUUGCAUAACCGAGUGUGUCAACAUACUUAUAAGAGUGGAUUAAUCAAGGACGAUGCCGCUGGAUGGUAGUGUGGCAGGGGGUGGACCCGACAGAGGGAAGCAAAUUUCCGCCACGGGCUGUGUUUGCGGGGUGGGUUCGGUUGGCGGUGCAACCGGUGUGGGUGUGGGUGGCCCGGGAGGUAAGCAGUUGUCGGCGAAGAAAUCCCUGAAACUGUCCAGCUUGGCGGACGAUAUGAUUGGGCCGCCUUCGGCGACUGGAAGUCACCACGAAGAACCGUUCCGAGCGCGGCUGCAUCAUCUGUUUGCGCAGAUCGAGAGGGAAUUUGAGCUGCUACAUGCGGAAAAUUUGAGCUUGCAAGAGAAGUUGGAGGCCGUUGCUGGAACGCCCCGGGAUCCGAUGGUUGGCGAGCGCUUGUUGCCAUUGCAGGAUUCGUACGAAGUGGAUGGAACAGUGAACAAAAGCUUCAAGUCCAAAUUGGGUAGCGCUGGAAGUAAGGUCAAAGCUAGUCACAAAAUCCGGGCGCAAACAAGCAGGAUUGUUUCCAGCUUCAAGGCUCAAUCUGUGGUGAGUUCGUUGGUGCGGGAGUUUUGUGGUCACAAGGAUGGCGUUUGGCAGGUCAGUACUAAAACGGGUCAACCGAUCAUUGGUACAGCUUCGGCAGAUCAUAGUGCAUGUAUCUGGGGAAUUGACACUGGUCGAUGCCUGCUGCAAUAUACGGGCCACAGCGGCUCAGUCAAUUCGAUCAAGUUUCAUCAUAGUCGAGAUUUGGUACUUACGGGUAGUGGGGAUGCAACGGCACAUAUCUGGCAAGCAGCUGUGAAUUGGGAGAUUCCAGCGAGAAAGGGACACUCCUCCGAAGAAGAACUGGACGAUGAGGAUGAACCGUACGAGGAGAAGGAGCGAAUCGAUGUCCUAAGGACUCCGAUUUGCGAGUUUUCCGGUCCCGGAGGGCAUACUUCUGUGGUUGUUGCGGCUGAUUGGCUUCCCGGAGGAGAUCAGGUCAUCACCGCAAGUUGGGAUCGCACGGCUAUUCUGUGGGAUGUGGAAACUAGGGAACCACUGCAGCCCCUAUGUGGACAUGAUCAUGAGCUGACACAUGCGUCGGCCCAUCAAAGUCAACGGUUGGUGGUCACGGCCUCGCGGGAUUCGACCUUCCGAUUGUGGGAUUUUCGAGAUCCGAUACCGGCAGUCUCGGUGUUUCAAGGCCAUACAGAGAGUGUUACAUCCACUGUAUUCACCCGGGAUGACAAGGUGGUUUCCGGUUCGGAUGAUCGCUCGGUCAAGGUAUGGGAACUGCGGAACAUGCGCUCGGCACUGACUACGAUCCGUACGGACUCGGCGGUGAAUCGAUUGGCCGUAUCGGCAGGGGGAGUCAUUGCCAUACCGCAUGAUAAUCGCCACAUAAGGUUGUUCGAUUUGAAUGGGCAACGGAUCGCACGUUUGCCCCGUACCAGCCGCCAGGGUCACCGGCGGAUGGUCUCGUCGGUGGCCUGGACCGAAGAUAUCAGUUCAACGGUUUGUAAUCUGUUUUCGUCGGGAUUCGACCGUCGGGUCCUGGGCUGGGCCGUCUGCUUGCCGCCCAAGGAUAAUUAAACUAUCGUGUAUGGUGUAUUCUCAAGAUUAACUCGUAAGAUUUAGUGUGGCUGUUUGAUUCCGGCAUAUUGUACACAAACUAACUCACAAGAUAUCAGCAGAUAUAUAUUAUAUAUGUGUAUAGACGUUCAGAUUGUGAAUCGUUGUUAUUUCGUUGUCCAAAUAGGUAUGUAGAGCUCUUGAUUGAUUAAUAUUAUUUGCUCGGUUGUUUGUUCUUGUCGAUAUGUAUUAUUAAAACAUAAUAUCUUUAAGUCGUAGUGGGUAAGGAAGAUCCAGCACUUGUUUAUCUUCAUCGGAAAUGGAAGAGGUUUAGGAUUUUGACUGUUAUUUUUCUUCUCUUCUCUAUAAAAGGGGUUUGUUUUAGAGCAUUAUUUUAGUUGAGGGGUUCAGACUAAUACACGAGUGAACAAGCUAGGAAAACAAACGGAAUCUCAAUAUGUUUCGAACGACUCAUUGUUAUCAAUGGCACACACACACACACACUAUUACAACUCACAGCAAUCUGAAGUACGUUGCGACAGCUGUACAACAAUCAGGACUCUUAAAAUGCCUUCACGACACAUUUGAAGCAGCAAGUAGAAUUUUACACCCUUCACCGAAAAACAACCAUUUUGAGACAAUUGUGCUGCAUUACCCCGAAUGUCACUUCCCCGAACUGCGAUUCUGUGUAAUGGCGUUCGGGGUUGAUGUAGCACAACCUUUGAGACACAUCAGUAGUGAAGCAAUCAUAUAAUAUGCUGUGAGAGUAGAUAUUUCCAAACUAUAAUCAAUGUUUUUAACCGAACGAGAUCGUACGGAUCUGUGUGGAGCUAAUCUCAAGGAACUUGGUUGCCAUAUAGAAUGGAAUUUUUAGAAAAAGAUGACAAUAGCUACUAUCGACUCACGCAAUUAUGACCUAUAUGGAUAGUCAUUUGCCACACGCUAUAGGGCACAUCAUCGGAAUGUACUAAUUUGCAUAUCUUCGUAUACGUGGAAGGCCGGUUUUAUCGACAGCAAAAAUUGUCCAGCAGAUUUGCCGAGCAGAUUUGACGCAGAAUAUAUUUUAAUCUAUGUACGUACAACGAUAGAAUAGGCUGUUUGUUUUCAAAGACAACAUUUAGGUUUACUGUUUAUUUUUCUGUUUCUCAACCUCCUAGAAGGUGCUGUUUUACACUCUAUCGGUUUUAGUUGCUACUAUCGUGAUCCGGAAAUGUUUGGGGAAAUGUUUGUUCUACAAAAAAAAAAAAUCAAAAAAUCAAUUAUUACAAAUAGUCAAAGCGAGGGUGACUUGAAAACCUUUGAAAACGUGCAUAUGUAAUCGAUUUUUCAUCAUACCAAAUAUAAACACAUACAAAUUAAUAAAACUUCAAAGGCAAUUGGAAAUCACACCUGAAAACAAAAA